CUCUUCACUCUCCUUCUACGUCUUCACCCUGCCUUGGCACCUAUCCUCUGCCCCUUCACCUUUAUCCUCACACAUCAUCUGGCCCUCCUAUCCCCUUCUGCCCAAGGUCAUCCACAAGCCAUUGCUUCAUCAUGGGUGGACUAACACACGUCGAUACUCGUCAGACUGCGGUCCCAGGCGCGCACAGCGAAAGGCUGUGGAUCUUUGACUCGGGCCUGAGAAGAGUCAACGCUUGGAUGUUCCUCUCGAUCCUUUCGUCCUUUGCCAGUGGAUACGACGGAAGUUUCUUCACCGGUCUCCUCACCGUGACCAAGUUCUUCGUCGACUUUGCGCCCGAGAACGCGUCCAAGGUCGGUCUGCUCGGCACCUCUGGUGUCUUGGGUCUCUUGGUUGGACCAUGGAUCUCUCAAUACUUUUGCGACAAGAUCGGUCGACCCAGGACUAUGAUUAUCGCUUCGGCCACUAUGAUCCUGGGUGGUGGUCUGUCGACCAUCCACAUCCACAACAACCCUGACGGUCUUCAGGCCAUGUGGAUUGUCGCUCGAGUCAUCACUUCCAUUGGUUCUGGUAUCGGUCUCGUCGCUGCUCCUGCUCUCAUCACCGAGCUGGCACACCCUCGUCACCGCGCCAUCCUCGUCGCCUUCUUCUGGUGUGGCUUCUACCUUGGAGCCAUCGUCGCUGCUGCUGUCACCUACGGCAUGAACGGCUGGUUCUCCGACUGGGCUUGGAGGCUGCCAUCUCUGCUUCAAAUCGUUCCUGCGGCUAUCCAGAUGCCCUUCCUCUUCUUCUGUCCUCAGUCGCCCAGGUGGCUCGCCGCCAGGGGACGUGAGGCCGAGGCUUCUCAGCUCCUGGCCAAGUACCACGCCAAUGGUGACGAGAGCCACCCCGUUGUGCUCCAUCAGAUGGCAGACAUCCGCGAUGUCAUCACCCUCGACAAGGCCAGCGCAGAAGCGUCUAUGCUCGACCUCUUCCGUGGCAAGGCAGCUCUUCGACGUGUCUGGGUCAUCGUUGUUCUGUCCGUUGCCACUCAGUGGGUCGGUAAUGCGCUGUUGACAUACUACCUGCCUACCAUUCUUGCGACCAUUGGUAUCUCGAGCACCCUUGAGCAGGCUCGCUUCAACAUUGGUAUUGCUGCCUUCAACCUCGUCGUCUCGACAUUCUGGGGUUCUCAAGUUGAGCGCUUCGGUCGACGAACACUCUUCCUCUGCUCAGGCGUCGGCAUGCUCAUCUGCUACACCAUCAUCACUGCCCUCAGCGCCACGUAUGCUAAGAACCCAAGCAACGGCGGUGUCGGCAAGGGUGUCAUUGCCUUCAUCUUCCUCUUCUACUUCUUCUACGACAUGGCCCUCACUCCUUUGGCCAUUGCUUACCCUGCCGAGCUCCUCCCCUACCGACUCCGUUCCAAGGGUCUCGCUCUCAACACCACCCUCAUCGCCGUCGCCCUCUGCUUCAACAUCUGGGUCAACCCCAUCGCCGAGGCUGCCAUUGCCUGGAAGUACUACAUCGUCUUCAUCGCCGUCAUCAUCAUGUACCUCAUCAACGUCUUCCUCUUCUUCCCCGAGACCAAGGGCAAGUCCCUGGAGCAGCUGGAGACCAUCUUCGAGGGGCGAACCAUCGUAUUCCGAAAUGGUACUGCCAGCGUCAAGCCUCGUGACUCCGAGGCUCUCCACCACACUACCUCUGAGCUCGAAGGCAACCUGGAUUUUGACGCAAAGCACAGCGACGACGUCAAGAUGUAAAAGCUGUGCGCAGAGAAAGGAAAAGGUCGAUCUAUGGAAUCGUAGUGAAGGUGCAUGCCGAGUACUUGUAGUUGUGUAUACUUUGUCAUUGUCGUAUUGUUAUGGGCCUCGUAUAGUCUGACGGCUGCCAACAGAAUUUAAUCAUUGUCU
This is a messenger RNA of Microstroma glucosiphilum, 1889 nucleotides long. RefSeq names its product putative sugar transporter. The transcript is spliced from 2 exons. Gene Ontology annotation, molecular function: carbohydrate:proton symporter activity. Bases 132 to 1739 code for a protein of 535 amino acids. Gene Ontology annotation, biological process: transmembrane transport; carbohydrate transport. The record is from RefSeq and is a predicted model, not a curated record. Gene Ontology annotation, cellular component: membrane. NCBI's taxonomy places the organism in Eukaryota, Fungi, Basidiomycota, Exobasidiomycetes, Microstromatales, Microstromataceae.